UUAAGAAUCGAAACAGGUGUAAAAUAAGAUUAUCCCUUUUUUAUUGCUUCUCAUCCUUCCAUACAUAAUAAAACAUCAUCAAUAUAUUCGUCCUUAAACUUGCCGAAAUGGCAAUCUCAGGAACCAAUUUCAAGCUGUUCAGCCACCGUUCUGUGGCUUACGAAUCUGCAUCAGAAAAUACACCAGACUCACUUCCAUUCUACCGUAGUUUCUUGAGAGACAAUGGCGCGGUGCCGAUCGACAAACGCGGCGACACGGUCCUCCAUCUUCUGGCCAUCAAUGGCAAUGUGGCCGCCAUGGAAAGCCUACUUCAGGCAGACCUCCUGCUCGACGAAAUGCUCGUGAGAAAGGAUGUCAACGGCAACACUGCGCUGCACGAAGCUGCAAGGUUUGGACAUAAGGGUGUGGCGGAGAUCAUGGUGAAGAAGAAACCGAGUUUAGCUUUCGAGAGGAAUAAUUUGAACGAGACGCCUCUUUACCUUUCCGCUGCGUAUGGUAAGAAGGAAGUUUUCGAGCUUCUGAAAAGUUAUAGCGAUUGCAGAGCAAGGAGGUACGAUGGCUGCACCGUUCUCCAUGCUGCGAUUGAAGGAGAACGUUACAGUUUGGCUGUGAGCAUAUUGGAGUCAUACCCUGAUCUUGCUCAAAAACAUGAUGAGAAGGUUAUUACUCCUUUCAAUUUGUUGGCCUCAAAACCAUCUUCUUUUAGAAGCAGAUCUACAUAUAUGUUGAAUGAUCUAAGCAGGACACCUUUCAUCCCCUGGCAGGUAGUUGAAGCAGUAAUCUACAACUGUAUUCCAACAAUGUGUGUCGAGGCAGCUUUGGAGCAUCCAAAUGCUAAUAGACUUGGAAUUUCCAAAAUAGAAAGGUCAUCUUUCAUCAGAAGAAUCUUAGGUUGCUGGUAUUUCAAAAAAAUUGAUGAUGCCAAGCAAAAGCAUGAACUUGCCGUAGUGCUGGCAAAUAGAUUGAUCGGUGAAGAAGAUUGGAGUCGGUACAUUUGCUAUGAAAGUAUAGACCCUGAAGACAGCUCAUUUGGGAUAUCUUCAAGGAAGACAAAUACAGUGCCUGACCCGCUAAUACAGGCAACAAGGUUUGGCAUUCUCGAGCUGGUAAUGCUGAUCCUCCAAAAAUAUCCCAAGGCCACUGGUUCCUUUGAUGAGAAUGGAAGGAACAUACUGCAUAUAACAGUGAAGCAGAAGCAUAGGUUUCAGUAUGACUACUUGAUGAACUUUGGUGCAUGUAAGGAUAGGAUGCUAGCAGAUAUUGAUAACCAAGGGAACACCAUCUUGCAUCUUGCAACAUGCGUGGGGUAUCCGGCUAGCUCUCCUUCUGGAUUCACAGAUGUUGGUGAUCGAUGGAGUGCCAAUUUUCAUGUUGGGGCAAAGGGGGGAAGUGUUGGAGUGGUGAACCAGAUGAGUUGGGAUGUGCUUUGGUUUAAGCGAGUAAAGCAUGACUCUUAUCCACACCUAUGGCAUCUUCGCAACAUUGAGGGAAAGGCAGCAGAAGAAUUACUCGAAGAAAAUCACUCAGCUCUUCGAGAAGAAGCUGAGAAAGCAGAAAAACACGUGGGUGACAACUUAAUCAUCAUCGCCAUCCUCAUCGCCACAAUCAAUUUCGCGGCGCUUUUCACUGUCCCUGGAGAUUUCAAUCAAAACACUGGCAUUCCCAUGUUCCGUGAAACUUAUAAGCAAUAAAUGGAUUUCUUCCUGGUGUACAUAGGCCUUGGUCUCUUCUUCGCCUUUCUCUCCUUAGCAAUUCUCGUGCUAAUUCAGCUAUCGCGGUUUGACACCAAUGAUUUUCACAUUGCCAUUCCAGCAAAAACUAUACUUUCCUGCAUCACCAUUAUCAACUCCACUUGUUUUUCUGCCACAGCAUAUACUCGGGUAUAUUCUUGAAGGGAAAUUGUCAACCUUCUUGACUACCUUUUUGACUUUGUUCCUGCUGCUUGUGUCGACAGUGUUGGCCCUCAUAAUGAUCGACACGAAGCUAUUGAUAGUCGAUUACCUGUACUAUGUGAUACGCCAUUUGCUGUCUUAUAAUAGCCAGGACUUGUAGAGCCUGCUUGUUUAUAGUUUUAUUUGAUGUUUGUAUUGAAGAGAAU
Molecule: messenger RNA, 2098 nt
Organism: Ilex paraguariensis (yerba mate)
Lineage: Eukaryota; Viridiplantae; Streptophyta; Magnoliopsida; Aquifoliales; Aquifoliaceae
Source: the annotation of a GenBank genome assembly